Puccinia graminis f. sp. tritici CRL 75-36-700-3 is the source of this 212-nucleotide messenger RNA. RefSeq lists its product as uncharacterized. The record is from RefSeq and is a predicted model, not a curated record. Lineage: Eukaryota; Fungi; Basidiomycota; Pucciniomycetes; Pucciniales; Pucciniaceae. The coding region runs from base 12 to 212 and encodes 66 amino acids. The transcript has 2 exons.
UGGCCCACAAAAUGGGUAUGGUGGACAACCUGGUGAUGUAUACAGCCAACAACCUGGGCAUGGAUAUGGCAGACCACCUGGGUAUGGAUAUGGCGGACCACCCGGGUCUGGAUAUAGCGGACCACCCGGGUAUGGAUAUGGCGGACCACCCGGGUAUGGAUAUGGUGGACCACCCGGGUAUGGAUAUGGCGGACCACCCGGCGUACACCUGA